Physcomitrium patens is the source of this 5057-nucleotide messenger RNA. RefSeq lists its product as uncharacterized. Gene Ontology annotation, cellular component: nucleus. Gene Ontology annotation, molecular function: mRNA 5'-cap (guanine-N7-)-methyltransferase activity. NCBI's taxonomy places the organism in Eukaryota, Viridiplantae, Streptophyta, Bryopsida, Funariales, Funariaceae. The record is from RefSeq and is a predicted model, not a curated record. Gene Ontology annotation, biological process: 7-methylguanosine mRNA capping.
CCAUGCUCUUCUACCCUAGCGGAAACGAACAUCACGCUCUCGCAACCUCGUCGUGGCACUGCUCCUCCUAAGUUUCCACUGUCCAAGCUCUCAUUCAUUCUCGCCCCCUGCGCACGGAGUUUCUGAGCUCAGGGUUCAAAUUUCUCGAGCAGAAGGCGCACGUUUGGGUUUGUGGGUGCCUGCCCGUGUGAAGGAAGGGUGGGUGGGUGUUGUCUGUGGGAUUCGCGUGUGUGUGCGCGUUCGGGAAACAGAGGGAGAGCCGGGAUUUUGGCGGGAUUUUGGCGGGGUUUUCUUGUUUCGCGUUCUUUUUUUUGAAGAUGGGGUGGCAGAGGGGAGAGAGUUAUCAUCCAGGUUUUGGUUGAGGAGGAAGGUGUGGAGAGAGGUCUUGGGGAAAGUCGUCUUGGAGAAGAAGACGUGAGUGUGCGGGUGGGAGUGGUCUGCAAUAGCUUAUUAAGGGAUCUAGACUAGUUGCAAUGGAUCCAAGGGUAUGUCGUGGUGGGGUUGAAGGGGCGAGAACUUGAGAGCUGUGAUGAGGUUGCGAGUAGUUUGCAGUAGGAGCCGAUAUUCUGGGUGUUUUUGGUCGCUUGAUUUGAUCCAGCAUUGAAAGAAAAAAAAGGCGGAGGUUUAAGAAGGGUGUGUGGGUUUCGAAGAUGGCGAGUUUGGGAGGGGUUAAGAGCAGAGUCUCGACAGCGUGUCCAUGAUCAUUUGCACCCCGGCGAAAUCUCGGUGUUGGAAUCUGGUCAAGCUCGCGGGCUCACAGAGCUGGAAAUACCGUGACAUGCGACAGAAUUGGAUUUCUUGAUGUUCAGUGUGUUGAGAAAUUGUGGGGUCAGUUUAUUGGUUAAGCAUGCGCAUGAUCAUUAGCUGCAUAUUGAAUAUGACAGGGUUUAGUUUUUGAAAAUUUUGGAUUAGUAAAGAUGCACGGGAGGCUUAGAAUACACCUUCAGGUGCACAUGAUUCUCGUUUCUGGUGUUUGAGAGUAUUGAUCGAAGGUGGGGGAUUAGAGAGAACCGAAGCCAUGGAUUCAUUUGCGUAGGAAGCGUGAAUUCAUGGCAGCAGUGCAGGCCCUGGCUCGUGCACCUGUUGCCCUUCCGUCUCCAGCAACAUCCUUUACCUCUCUUUCCACCCCUAUGACUGGGCACUGGGGUGCUGGUGCCCUUCACCAGCGCCUCAAUGCUUUUGUGAAGAAGUCUCUCAUUCAGCAGCUUGUUCCUACUGGUGCUGUUGUUUGUGAUCUCUAUUGCGGACGAGGUGUUGACACAGAAAACUGGGCUGCAGCACAAGUUGGGAAAUAUGUAGGCGUUGAUCUAUCAUCAUCAGCUUUGGAGGAAGCAAAAGAACAGUGGGAGAAGAAUGGGAAACCAUUCGCUGCAAGAUUUUGUGAACUAAACCCUUGCAUGAUAGAUUUGGAAAAGAACUUGGGAGAAGAUCGUCUUUCUGCCGAUGUCAUCACUUGUCUCGCUCAUCUGCAGGAUUGUUUUGCAACCGAGGAUAUGGUACGCCAGCUGCUGAAGAACGUUGCCACUUUACUGAAGCCAGGUGGCUACUUUUUCGGAGCCACUCCCGAUUCCUCCACCAUCUGGUACAAGUACCAGAAAGCAGUUGAAGGGGCAAUGAAAGCGGGAUCAUUGAGAGCCAACGGGCAUCUCCCUCGCGUGAGAACAGAUUUGUAUAGUAUCAGCUUCGAGGAUGACCGGUUCAACCAAUAUGGAUCUAGGUAUCAACUCCGCUUUACAGAUGAUACCGUCCCACCCCAAUCGCAGAUCUUGGUGCACUUCCCGAGCUUGAUCAGACAUGCGGAAGAAUUUGGACUUGAAUACGUGGAGAUCCAGAACCUGACUGAAUUUUAUGAAGACUACCGUGUUUCAUUUGCAGAGACCCUUCAGAACAGCUGUGGCACCCUGGUCGACUCUAAAGGAAAUCUAGUUGUGGAUGGGAAGUCUCGCCUAUCUCCGAUGGCCCAAGAUGUUUUAAGUUUGUACACAACUUUCAUCUUCAAAAAACCCGACCCUCAACAACGCGUACGAGUUCUGAAGCGACCUGCUCCGCAUGUGCCUACACUUGCACCUACUCCUGCAUCGGCCGAUGUUAAGAAGAUCAAAAAAUUUAGCCCCGCUCCUCCUGGUCAAGUUGCUGUACAGGAUGAGACGCCUUUCAAAAAGCGUUCCUUUUUGGCUCCCGUACCAUCAAAUACUUCAAAUGGUUCGAAAGUACAAGAGUCAAUUCCGAAACAGGAUAUAAGUUCCAGCAGUGCUAGCAGAUCGAAAUCUGAAGUUCCCCUUAAGAACGAAUCUGAUCGCUCCAGUGGAAAGUGCUUGAAACCCUCAGAUGGAGAACUGAAACCUGGUAGUUUACAGGUUAAUGUGAGCCAGUUGAAGUCAGUGGAGAGGCUCUCUAAACUUGACAUUCCAAUCGCAGAAUCUGGAGAUCAGCUUAAAUCUGAUGAAAAGGUACAAAAAAUGCAGAGUCCAAGCACAGGCAAGCUUAGUGUAUCAGGAAGCCAGAAGACUGACAGUCCAAGCGCAUGUAAACCAAAAGCACCAGGAGGUCAGAGAAAUGAUAGUCCGAACUUGAAGGCUGAGGCCUUCCAGCCCAAUAAAAACAUCACUCAUGGAAUCUCCGAGUCAGAAUUAGACAGACCUAGCUCCAGUGGAUUGCGCCCUGAAAGCCAUCUUAAAACUGAAUCUGUAGAACGAGAGAAGCGUGACUCCGAGAAACGGGGAAAUGAUGGUGAGCAAAGCCAGGAACCAGCAAAGCGGAAACGGAUAUCGAGAUGGUCCAGUGAAUAUGUUCCGAAGCUUAAUACUUCAACUGAAGAACAAAACACUGAGAGGAAAGUUACGAUACAGCAGCCUGGUCAGGGCUCGUCAUCUAGUCUCUCAGCAGAACACCAGCUUGAGGGAGGCCAAACUCAUCCAACUGUGGACUCCCUCGCCAAAAUUGAAGGAGAUGCGUUUCCAAAGCCAGCAAUUUCUGCUCACGAAGCACAUGUCGCUAGUGGUGCAUCGCAGGUUGGAGAAUAUCAUUGCUCGGAGAACGCUACAAGUAAUGCGAGUGAUAGCAGCUCUCAGCAUGAUGAUAAAUACAACCACAAUGAUCCAAAUAUACCUUUGAAAUUUCAUUAUCAGAGGAGUUCAAUUGGAAGUAAAGAGCACAGGAACGAGAGAGGUUCAACUCAGAAAAAGAAUCAUGAAAAUGGUACUACUGAAUCAACGCCAGCUGGACGUGUAGUAGAGCAAAUCGAAGAAGGUGAAGUUACGGAGCUUACUGUUCGUAAGACCUCAAGUCCAAUGAAGGAUAGACCUAUGGCAACUACGCUGCAUUAUGAAAGGCGCUCUGCACAGAGGGCCGAGCGUUCUGGAACUGUAUCAGGCUCUUCCUACAGACGGGAAGCAGUAGCCUCUGACUCACAAUCAGCGAAACAUUCAUCACGCAACAUGGAAAGUAUUAGAGCUGUAAUCCAGGUUGAGGAAGAUACUCAUAAUAAUGACAGCAAAGUUGGGCCUGCAAUGCAGAGUAAUCAUACAGUCAGCGAAUUUAAGUCCGAUAAAGCUUCUGCUAGCGGAAGUGAAGGUUUGGCGAAUGAUGCUCAACCCCAGGAGAGUUCAAAACAAGAGAUUUCGUCCGCCAUAAUUGAGCCUGGGGUCAAGACUAAUGACCAGGAGAAGCGUGAAUUUAUGGACCCUCGCUUGGAUAAAGCCACAAAUGAUCAGAAGAAAAUAGCUGAUUCUAUUUCAACUCAGGAAAGUGUACGUACAGUUUCAGAAGUUAAGAAAGGUAGUCUGAACCCAAAACCUCGAAAGAAAGAGAUUGCUUUGGACUUGUUGCUGGAUAGAACUACGAAUCUGACCAGCAUCAGUACAGCUUCUUGUGCUGCACAAGUUGUGGAAAGCACAGGCAACGAGCUCUCUUCUGAAAAGAGUUCAAAGAAGAACAGAGAGGGUGCAUCCAUCGAGCCUGAGCCUGGGAGAGGAUUAGUUCAGAACAAAGACUCUGCAGUUGCCAAUGUGGAUUUUGAGAAGGGCUCCAAGUCGAGCAGAGUCAGUCCUGCUGGGGAGUACCAGCCUGAGUCAGGAUGCACUCAGAAGAGAGACACUGGUACGUCUGCAGAACCCUCAACUUCUGACCUAGGCAGGGAUCACACUAGAGAUAGCGUGGAAACUGACUGCCAGGCGCCGAGAGGUCAGGGUUUCAAAAGAGAGAAUUCAGACCCAAUCUGGGAGACCAAGUCCCAACGCUUCGCUCUGCCGAGACGUGCAGCGUCUCAAAUGAGUGAAGGAGCUGCUGAAAACCCACCGCUAUGGAGCAGGGGAAACUUCGGUUUGAAAAUUGAUAGAGAUCCACAGGGAAGAGGGCAGCAUGUGUACCCCCCCCGAAAUCCUUAUGCAAAUUCCAGCACAGGAUUUGGUGCUGCUUCUAGACCUCCUCCUCUUCGAGCAGCAGUGGAGAGAAGGGUAGUUGGACCUCCAUUACAGGGUGGUGCAGGAUUACUUGGAGCCGCUCCGUCACCAGGCUUUGUAGACAGAGGAUUACCAGCAGAUAGGAGAUUUGACAUGAUGGGCCCUCCUGAAUGUGGCCGGAGUUAUAGCGAUCUUCGAGGAUCUCGCCCCAUUCGAGGAUCUGUGUACAAGGACAGGGUUUCUGGAGUCCCGAGAGGACAACCAGACUUCGCAGGUGAGGGCAACAAUGGCCUGGGAGCUUCAUGGGAUGACCAUUUUCAAGGUGAUGGGCGAUCAAGGAACAGAUGAUCUGAACCUUUUUUCGCUCUAUUUGAUAGACACGUUUUAGGUUUCGAUGUUUCGGAGUUCGUAGAAAGCUCUUGCGCCUACUAACUCCGAAGCAUCUCUGCGCUUCACAAGGAACACCUCACGCCUUUGUUGUGAUGGGCGACCUUGGAUUCUCGAAGGUUUGAUUUUAAUGUCCAAGUGGACAGCUUAUUAAAGAGACCGGAACAUUUCUGGUUUUUCAAAGGUUGAGAUUAUGGGCUUUGAGCUCCACGUGCAGCCAUCAUACGAGACAAAAUCGAUUUAUUCACUUGUAUAGAGUUAUGCAUCCUA